Molecule: messenger RNA, 471 nt
Organism: Aureobasidium namibiae CBS 147.97
Lineage: Eukaryota; Fungi; Ascomycota; Dothideomycetes; Dothideales; Saccotheciaceae
Exons: 2
Coding region: 1-471 (156 amino acids)
Source: RefSeq, a predicted model, not a curated record
AUGCCUUCCGGUAAAAGAAAGAAAGUACCAGGCCGUCGACACAAACACACCAUAUCUCCGAACCAGCACCUUUCGAUCUCUGCAACGACUCCUCCACAUCACCAAUCACAACGUGCAACUGCAGCACCAUCAACAAGCUCCUACACCUGGCAAGAUUUGCGCAAAGAUCCACCUACCAAGAAACGAGCUACCAUUGCAACUCUGGAGUCGAAAGGUGCAACUACUCGCGCAGAAAAAAGAGCAGGUGGAUACCUGAUGGCAGGGGGAGUUAUGGCUGACAUGAAGAUGGGAGCAACUACUCAUCAUCCGUUGUUUCUGCCACAAAUCGAUGUUCCAAAACCCGAGGGUAUGCGGCCAGAGACCAAUCGGAGGAACUUACAUUAUGUGCUGCUGAAGACUGGUCGAAGCAUCUGCCACAACUGUGCGUUGUUAUGGAGGCAUCACACGACAAUGGUCUGUGGGGAGAGGUGA